Molecule: messenger RNA, 1012 nt
Organism: Gossypium arboreum
Lineage: Eukaryota; Viridiplantae; Streptophyta; Magnoliopsida; Malvales; Malvaceae
Exons: 3
Coding region: 209-829 (206 amino acids)
Source: RefSeq, a predicted model, not a curated record
GUCCUGCUUCUUCCUUCGUAAAUCAUAAUCGUCUCUUUCAAACUCAAAACAUCCGCAUAUUCUCUCUACCCUAAUCUACAAUUCUUCUUCGAUUUCAUGUAAAUCUGCAUCAUUUAAUUUUUUUUUUCAAAAGACAAAACCCUCUUUCGUUCUAUCGUAGCAGUUUUAUUUAUUUACUUGUAAUUUAUUUUCAAGUAGAAAAUUAAACAUGACGAAGAAGAGAAAAUCCGACGCCACGCGCCUUGACGAGGUUGAUCGGACCAUGUACACCAGUUUUUGCAGCGCUGCGAACUCCCUCUCCCAGCUUUACACCCAGGCUAUGAACCACCAACGCCUUUCUUUUCAGGCCGGUGAACGUCACGCGCUGGAGAAACUCUAUCAAUGGAUUCUGAGGCAGCAAGAAGAAGGGUCAAGGGCUACAACUGUUGAUAUAGUUGCUUAUUUGCAGAAUGAGCUUGAAUAUGGAGGAGAUGAGCCACCGGUGUCUCCUAGGCUGCCGUUGCAACACCCACAUUCCCAGGCUCCAACGCAGUCGAACAAUUUAGGUGCCCCUGUUCUGUCCAAUCCAUUGUCAUCGGUAAAUGUUGGGCAGGGAGUUCGGCCUGGUGAUAACCAAGUUAAGAACUCUGUAUUCUCGAACGCCCUCUCAAGCCCCGUUCGCCGGAGCCUUCAGCCCUACCACUUGGCGCAGGGCGGCUACAAUUCAAAUAACGUUUUAUCUUCAGUAAACGGACAACGGAAUAACGAGAGCAACUAUUGUCACCAACAAAAUAGGGAAGCCAAUUCCCCCAGCUCUAAUGACUGUAUGGACAUGCAUGCCGAUGAUUAGAUUUGUUUGGUGUUUUAGCAUUUGUCUUUGUUGUGGUAAAAUUUUAAUGCGUUGUUAGAAUUCAUUAUAGUGCAAAAUUUAUUUCUUAAGGUUGCAAUGAUGUAUUUCUUUGAUGGUGGUGGUAAGUUGUCAUUCAAUAUAUGGAAAAAUAUAGCAUGAGGUAGAUGCUUGACAUUGAAAAUA